AAACUCACAAUAUUUUUUUGGCACUCAUUGGCACUUGUCUUCUUCCAAUGGAAAAGAAAGGAAAAUUGGAGAUGCUGGUAGUACAAGGCAGCCAGAAUUAUACAUUUCCACUUCUAUAUGACCACAAUAAACUCAGCUGCUGCUGCUGCUGCUGCUACUAGUCUUUAUCCUUUGCUUUCCACUUGAUUUCUCCACUGACUCAUCCCCAUCAUCUCCUCUUCUGUUCAGAAUCUCCUCCUGCUAAAGCAUUUCGUUGCUGAUUUUUUUUUUUGCUGGAAUUCUUGUUGUGGGGUAAGGCGCAAAGCGCUGCGAGGCAAGGCAUAACAGCUGAAAGUUGCAAUCUUUAUCGGUUUUGGAUUCCUCCUCCUCCUGCUGCUGCUCUCUCUCCUCCAAGGCUCCAACACAUCCUGGUCCCGAGAGAAAAAGGGGAGAUAUUUUUUUGGGGGCGCAUGAUUCGAUCCCUUGUUGUUUGCUGUUGUUGCCUUGCUGCGCAAAGAUUUGGUCCUUUCUCGGUCUGUUUCUUGGCCUGUUCAGCUCGGUGGUGGUGGUGUUGUUGGUGGUGCAGUUCUUGGAGUCACAUGGUUGGUGGUGGUGUGGGCAGUUCUUGAUCCAGGCUCAGAUUGAAACUGGCGGUCGAGAGAUUCCUGGUUGCAGGAGAAGUUCUUGGUCGCAUUUCGGGUGGUGGUGGUGGUGGUGGUGGUGGCAGUUCUUGAUCUGCUCCCUCGGGAGAAUUCGAUUGAUGUGGUGGGUUCUCUUCUUCUUCUUCUCCUUGGAGCUCAGUUCCCCAAUUCGCCAUUUUGAUGAGGAGCUCCCACUGUGAGAGCUACUGCGCUCCUCCCUUGUGCAACCUCCCCUGCCUCCCCAAAUCCAAAGACGAUUCGACCACGGACGAUGCCGCCGCCGCGUCGUCUCCAACUCCGGCCACCGUCGUCGCCGCAGCUUUCGCUGAGGACAAGCCUCCUCCGCUGCAGAAGAUUGAGGCGGCGGUGACGGCAAACAAGGAUCAUGAUGAUGAUGGUGAUGGUGGUGGUGAUGAGGGUAGCAAGGAAGUGGUGGUGACAGUGGUUCCCAAGAGUAGCCUGAAGAAGACUAAUUGUGAGGACAGUAAGAAUGUGGUGAAGGGCAAUGUGAAAUGGAUGGAUUUGCUGGGGAAGGAUCUCACUCAAGUUAAAGAAUUUGAGCCAAGCGAAUCUGGAGACUCGGAUGACGAAGACGGCAACACCUGCAUCUGUGUCAUCCAGUAAGCAGCCCCUUGGAGAUCAUCCCUGUAAAUUCUCUGAAAGGAAAAACCGAAAAACAAGUGUCUGGGUCAGCCAUUAGUUGUUUAUUUGUCAGUAGAGAGAUCAGAGAGCCCCCCAUUGUGUCGUUGGUUUAUCUGGAAUUGUGGAUGGAAUUGGGUUGUGUUGUACUAUCAAUCAGCAGCAGCUUCACCAGUACAUGUUGCACAUGCAUAGAGUUUAGAUUUUAGAAGAUUCCUGCAAAGAUCUGAUGAUUAUGUUCUUGUCUGACCUUGUUCUGGUAACCUGGUUGGGGUGUUUUGGUGGCAGUAUAAUGAUUAUAACCAGCAUUGCAUUA
Molecule: messenger RNA, 1575 nt
Organism: Oryza sativa Japonica Group (Japanese rice)
Lineage: Eukaryota; Viridiplantae; Streptophyta; Magnoliopsida; Poales; Poaceae
Source: RefSeq, a predicted model, not a curated record